Molecule: messenger RNA, 1029 nt
Organism: Fusarium musae
Lineage: Eukaryota; Fungi; Ascomycota; Sordariomycetes; Hypocreales; Nectriaceae
Exons: 4
Coding region: 1-1029 (342 amino acids)
Biological process (GO): transmembrane transport
Cellular component (GO): membrane
Molecular function (GO): transmembrane transporter activity
Source: RefSeq, a predicted model, not a curated record
AUGCUCGCAUUAGCCUGCAUCUGGAACCUACUCCCCCCUCGAUACUUUAAGUGGAUCUUCGGGUUGUCGAGUGGCAUUGUGAUUCUCGACUUCAUCCUCAACUUAAUUUGGCUCCCCAUCGCUACAAGCAACACUCUUGGCUUCCGAUCAACACACGAUGCUUUCAUGACGACGUAUAACGGCACUGGAGCCCCACCUGGUUGGAACUGGUGUCUUUCGUACCUUGCUACUGCUGGCGUCUUGAUUGGUUUUGAUGCAUCUGGUCAUGUAGCUGAAGAGACCAAGAACGCUUCAGUUGCAGCCGCUAGGGGCAUUUUCUGGAGUACUGUCGUGAGUGGUAUCGGCGGCUUUAUCGUGGUCAUUCUCUUCUUGUUCUGCGUGCCCGAUGCGAAAACACUCUUCUCUUAUGGCGGUCCUCAGCCAUUCGUCUCAGUAUAUGCUGCAAUCCUCGGUGAGGGUGGACAUAUCGUCAUGAACAUUGUUUGCAUACUGGCACUCUGGUUUAACACCGCAAUCGCAGUCACAGCAGCUUCUCGACUGGUAUUUGCGGUGGCAAGAGAUGGAGUUCUGCCUUGGUCUAGUUGGGUGUCCAAGGUAGAAGGGGGCCAACCUCGUAACGCUGUCUACGUCGUCUGGGGUGUCGCCUCAAUCAUCACCUGCACCAUCCUACCAUCGGCGGUAGCAUUCACCUCCCUGGUAUCCGCCGCUGGCGUGCCAUCAGCAGCUGCAUACGGUCUCAUCGCCCUUGCGCGACUCUUCCUAACACCCAAGAAUUUCCCCAAGCCAGCAUGGAGUCUAGGGCGUCUCAGCAAACCUUUUCAAGUCAUUGCGGUCUUUUGGAAUGGCUGGGUGGUAGCUGUACUGUACUCGCCAUAUGUCUUUCCAGUCACGGCCGAGUCGCUGAAUUAUGCACCCAUCAUCAUGGCUGGCACUACGAUCCUAGCCUUGUUAACUUGGUGGUUUACCCCGGCAGAGAAGUGGUUACCUAGCCAGAGGAUACAGCAGACUUUAGAUGCCGAUACGAGGUAA